This is a messenger RNA of Dromiciops gliroides (monito del monte), 1983 nucleotides long. RefSeq names its product single Ig and TIR domain containing (gene SIGIRR). The transcript is spliced from 10 exons. Gene Ontology annotation, biological process: signal transduction. The coding region runs from base 411 to 1667 and encodes 418 amino acids. Lineage: Eukaryota; Metazoa; Chordata; Mammalia; Microbiotheria; Microbiotheriidae. The record is from RefSeq and is a predicted model, not a curated record.
CCCUAAGUGCUCGAGUUCUUUUGUGAUCGUAUGUUCUCGAGCUUUUCUGAACCAGAACAAGCCCAUAACCACUUCCGGGUGGGUGACAGGCAGGCUGGCAGGGGCUCUCACCUGUGAGGACAGUGGCAGGCAGUAGGAACUGGCCUCCUUGAAAGGGCUUGUUUUUAAACCCAAGCAAAUGGCUGGACCUGAGUCUGGAAGAAAACGGCUGAAAACAGUGCCUGGAGCUCCUGACUGGCCUGGAACAAGGUGACUGCAGGAACCAGACCAGACGGGACAGGAAAGAGCAAAGCCAGGGCUUUGCUGUCGGCCUUCAGGCUGAAGCAGCCCAGGGGCUUUCUCUGGGCUGGUCCUGGUUGGGAGCAGAGCUGACCGGACUUCAUCUGAGCGGUUCCCAGAGAGGCCUGGUCAUGGCAGAUCUCUGUGAUGUGGCCCCCACCAUCCUCACCCCCUUGAAGGAUCAGGUUCUGGUGCCAGCCCUGGGUAGCAAGGUCACUCUGAACUGCACGUUCUCGGUGGCCUUCAAGCCCCACUGCCCCCUAGCUGUCCAGUGGCUGAAGGACAGUCAGCUGCUUGGGAACCACAGUCUCUACACCGUUCAGGAAGUCUUCUGGGGCAGGGCUAAUACAUCUGAAGGGCUUGUAUCCAGCGUCCUGGAGACCAACCUGACAAGCGUCCAGGAUUACGGGACCUUCACCUGCGCACUCCAGAAUUUCAGCGCCUCGUUCACACUGCAGAGAACAGACCCUGCUGGCCACGUCCUGGCUGUUCUCGCCUCCUUGCUGGUCCUGCUGAUGCUGCUGGUGGCAGCUCUCCUCUAUGUGAAGUGUCGUUUACGUGCGCUGCUCUGGUAUAGAGACAAGUAUGGGGACGUGGAGAUGAACGACGGGAAGCUCUACGAUGCCUACGUCUCUUACACCAGCUCUCCAGAAGACAGGAAGUUUGUAAACUUCAUCCUGAAACCACAGCUGGAAAAUCGGCAUGGCUACAAACUCCUCCUGGAUGACAGAGAUGUCCUCCCCAACUCGGAACCCUCCGCAGAUCUGAUCAUGAACCUCAGCCGGUGCCGGAGGCUUAUUGUGGUUCUCUCAGAUGCUUUCCUGGGCCAGGCCUGGUGCAGACACAAUUUCAGGGAAGGCCUGUGCAGGCUCCUCGAGCUGUCCCGGAAGCCGAUCUUCGUCGUAUUUGAGGGGCAGACCCGCGAUCAUUCCCACCCAGCUCUUCGCCUGCUUCGGCAGCACCGACAUAUCGUGACACUGCUGCUGUGGAGGGCAGGCUCUGUGACGCCCUCCUCCGAGUUUUGGAAGGAACUGCGUCUAGCCCUGCCACGGAAGGUGCACUACCGGGCCCUGAUGAGUGACCCCCAGACCCAGCUGCAGGAAGACAAGGAUCCCAUGUUGACCCUCCAUAGGGGCUUCCUGGAGGGCCGGCCUGGGCCAGACCCAGACCCUGACCCUGACCCUGACCCUGAAGGAGACUUGGGUGUCAGGGGACCUGUCUUUAAAGACCUCCCCCCUCCUCGAAUAAGCCCAGUCCCUGAGCUGCCAAGCCUCAAGGCUUCAGCUGGAGAAACCCAGCGGAACGACAUAGAUGUCUCUGACCUGGGAUCUCGCAACUAUGGGGCCCGCACUGACUUUUACUGCCUGGUCACUGAAGAUGACAUGUAGGCCGCCAAAGACCUCCCACCUGCCCUUCUUCUGGGGAGUCUUGGACUGGGGGGUACAGUGGGGCAGCGGAGAGGAGAGGGCCUCCUCCCUUUAAAUCAUAAGCCAGUGCCCUUCUGUGGGUCUUCUGCUGUAAAGUGAGAGAUGGGACUGGGUGACCUGGAGUGGGUGUUCUGCUUGAAAUCUAGGAGCCUGUGACUGCCGUCUUUGCUCAACCUCCUAAUAAUUUCAGGCCACGCAGGCCAUUCAAAUCUGGGGCCCUCGAAGCCCAAGUCUCACCCUAGUCCUGUUUUCUCCCAAUAAAGUGACAAUUCCCAUA